AUUAAUUUUCAUUUAGAAAAGGAAAGCCAGAAAACAGUAAGCUAAGGCACACGGAGCGAAAGUGAAUGGAAACCAUUGGCGCCCAACUCUUUUGCUCCUCAGAAUUCCAGUGCAACUAUUUUCUUCUCUCUCAAUUUCAAGCACUCUCUUAUCUUUAUAAAUGGUUUACUCCGCGUUAUGGGUUUGGAUGAAAAAUGUCCAGGUUUACCCAACAUCACACUCAUUCUUCUUCUGCUGCAAAAUGGGUAUUUCUCACAUCUUGCGCAUGUCUGCUCGGAGGUGCCCUCGUUGCAGAUUUUCUUUGGGCUUCUUCUUCCUAUUCUUCUUCUGCCUAUUCCUUCAUUUCUUCCAAUUUGGCGCUUGACAAAUCUGGGGCCUUGGUUGUACCAAAUGUCACCGCCAAUGAAGCUGACCAGAAAGGAAGUUUCAAAGACAAAAAGGAACAUGCUUCGGAGAGAUUAUUAUCUGGAACUUUUGCAGAUAUAUCUGCACCUGAGUUACCAUGGGAGAAUAUGACGCCCGCACCGGUGCCUCGUCUCGAUGGCUCUUCAAUACAGAUUAAGAAUAUAUUUUACGUGUUUGCAGGAUAUGGCACAAUUGACCAUGUGCACUCUCAUGUUGAUGUAUACAAUUUCACUGACAAUACAUGGGGGGAAAGAUUGGAUAUCCCAAAAGAGAUGGCGCAUUCGCAUUUAGGAGUGGCCACUGAUGGAAGAUACAUAUAUGUGGUAUCAGGACAAUAUGGUCCCCAAUGCAGAGGGCCUACAGCUCGUAUAUUUGUGCUGGACACAGAGACAAAGAAAUGGAGCAGUAUGCUUCCAUUGCCUUCCCCCAGGUAUGCUCCAGCAACUCAAUUGUGGAGAGGCAGACUCCAUGUAAUGGGCGGCAGCAAAGAAAACCGCCAUACGCCUAGUGUGGAUCACUGGAGUAUUGCUGUGAAGGACGGCAAAGCAUUGGAGAAAGAGUGGCGGAAAGAAGCACCCAUUCCCCAUGGGGGACCACAUAGGGCUUGUGUUGUGAUGAAUGAUCGCCUCUUUCUUAUUGGUGGUCAGGAGGGUGAUUUUAUGCCCAAGCCUGGGUCACCAAUUUUCAAAUGUUCACGUAGGCAUGAGGUGGUUUACGGGGAUGCUUAUAUGCUGGAUGGUGAAAUGAAAUGGAAAGUGUUGCCUCCCAUGCCAAAACCCAACUCUCACAUAGAGUGUUCUUGGGUAAUUGUCAACAAUUCAAUUAUCAUUGCUGGAGGUACAACAGAAAAGAACCCAGUGACCAAAAGGAUGAUCCUUGUUGGGGAGGUUUUCCGGUUCCAAGUGGACUCCAUGACUUGGUCGGUGAUCGGAAGGCUUCCCUACCGAGUGAAAACGACAUUAACCGGUUUCUGGAACGGUUACUUGUAUUUUACAUCUGGGCAGCGGGACAGAGGACCAGAGAAUCCACAGCCAAGACAGGUCGUCGGAGAUAUGUUUAGAACCAAGCUGAAUUUGUAGUCAAAUUUUGUCUCGUCAACCAGUUUUAUAAUUAUUUUAGAUUCUCAUUCACCUUCUUAGAAUUUAAAUCGGGUCAAUUUUGUUGAUUUUUUUCUUCUUUUCUUCACUUUACCUAGAUAGUUGAAACUUGAAGAGAUAUUUUACUUAUAAAAUUGUGUACACAAUAUAUGAAAGCUGCGAGAAAAUCAAAUUUGCCGUUCAUUUUUCGUUC
This is a messenger RNA of Prunus persica (peach), 1695 nucleotides long. RefSeq names its product kelch repeat-containing protein At3g27220. The record is from RefSeq and is a predicted model, not a curated record. Bases 195 to 1484 code for a protein of 429 amino acids. The transcript has 7 exons. Lineage: Eukaryota; Viridiplantae; Streptophyta; Magnoliopsida; Rosales; Rosaceae. Gene Ontology annotation, molecular function: protein binding.